Messenger RNA from Paramecium pentaurelia, 329 nucleotides. The record is from the annotation of a GenBank genome assembly. NCBI's taxonomy places the organism in Eukaryota, Ciliophora, Oligohymenophorea, Peniculida, Parameciidae.
AUGAUAAUUUUAUUCACUUUUCAUCAAUAAGGUUUAUAAAUAUUUUUUAAUUCUUUAUUAAUAGAAAUUCAUUUUUUUUUUUAACUUGAUUUAAUUUUAAAGUUGGUUAUAAAUUCCUCACGCUUCUCUCCUCCUGCAUCUUCUCCUCUCUUCUCUAUUGCCUUCGGUGGUAUAGUAGAGAGGUAUCCAAACCCAUUAUUAAACUAAGAUAAACGAAGAGUAGAAAGCUAUUCAUGGAAAUACCAGAACUAACUAUUAGUAUUUAUUAAUACUAAUUAGAAAGAUCUCACGUUACUUCAAAUAUGCAUUUUACAAAUUAUAAGGAAUGA